GAUGAACAGUUUCUCGCCGAUUUAGAGUAAGAUGGCGCUGUCUGGAGGGACUGAUAGAGGAUCCCACAGAAUGGAUAAGAGCAUUAUACUCCCUCCAGAUGAAAUUUUCCGCAAUUUGGAGAACGCCAAGAGGUUCGCUAUAGACAUAGGUGGCUCUUUGACAAAACUGGCCUAUUACUCCACUGUUCAGCACAAAGUUGCAAAAGUCAGGUCAUUUGAUCAUUCAGCAAAGGUAAGCUUUCAGGAAACAGAUGGUGACCCUCUUUAUGAGAUAUCUGUACAGGAAGAGAUCACUGCCCGUCUUCACUUCAUCAAGUUUGAAAAUGCUUACAUUGAAACUUGCUUGGAUUUCAUUAAGGAUCACCUUGUCAACACUGAAACCAAAGUCAUCAAAGCUACUGGUGGAGGGGCAUACAAGUUCAAGGAUUUGAUUGAAAAAAAGCUAAAACUAAAAGUGGACAAAGAAGAUGAAAUGACUUGUCUGAUUAAAGGAUGCAACUUUGUUCUGAAGAAUAUACCCCAUGAAGCUUUUGUGUAUGCCAAGCAUGCUGAUUCUGAAUUUCGGUUUCAGAAUACACACCCAGAUAUCUUCCCUUACCUACUUAUAAAUAUUGGCUCUGGAGUCUCAAUAGUAAAGGUUGAAUCAGAGGACAAGUUUGAGCGCAUUGGUGGGAGUUCUAUAGGUGGUGGCACUUUUUGGGGUCUUGGAGCUUUACUCACAAAAACUAAGAGGUUUGAUGAACUUCUUCAGUUAGCUUCAAAGGGACAACACACAAAUGUGGAUAUGCUUGUUAAAGAUAUCUAUGGAGGUGCUUAUGGGUCCCUAGGUUUAACUGGGGACCUGAUUGCAAGCAGCUUUGGAAAAUCAGCCACCACAGACAAAGAGUUCUCCAAGGAAGACAUGGCAAAGAGCCUACUGCACAUGAUAAGUAAUGACAUUGGACAGCUGGCCUGCCUCUACGCUAAACUGCAUAACCUUACCAGAGUCUAUUUUGGAGGAUUCUUCAUUCGAGGUCACCCUGUUACCAUGCACACCAUAACGUAUAGCAUCAACUUCUUCACUAAGGGGGAGGUCCAGGCAUUAUUUCUAAGACAUGAAGGAUAUCUUGGUGCUAUUGGGGCCUUUUUGAAGGGGGCAGAGGAAGAUAACCCUAACCAGUACAGCUGGGGAGAGAACUAUGCUGGCAGCUCAGGUCUCAUGAGUGUAUCUCCAGAGUUAAAUCCAGUGCAGCGAGCUCGUAGCGGAACGUUUCCAUUUGACAUGUUGGAAAUGGACCGUCUGGAAAGACAGCUAGUGAACCUCCCCCUGCUGCAUGACCCAACCUCUUAUAUCCCAGACACUGUGGACCUGACGGAAGAUGCUUUGGCUCGGGAUUAUUGGCUCUACUGCUUUGAGGAUGCGCUAGAUGGGGUGGUGAAGCGGGCGGUGGCUAGUCAAAAAGACCAACCAGAAGCUGCGGAGAGGGCGGAGAAGUUUCGGCAGAAAUAUCGUCACAAACUCCAGACUCUUCGUCACCAGCCUUUUGCUUAUGGAUCCCUCACCGUCAGAAGUCUUUUAGACACAAGAGAACACUGUUUAAACGAGUUCAACUUUCCUGACCCCUACUCUAAGAUCAAGCAGAAGGAGAAUGACAUGGCCCUGAAAUAUUAUCUAAAAGUGGUGAAGUCAGUAGAAGAGCUGAGCUGGGAGCAGAGGCAGUUUGCUUUGGUCAAAGGCCUAUUGGCUGGCAAUGUUUUUGACUGGGGAGCCAAAGCAGUGUCGGAUGUACUUGAAACAGAUCCAGAGUUUGGUUUUGAGCAAGCAAAACAACAACUGCAAGAGAGGCCAUGGCUUGUGGAUGCCUACAGCCAGUGGAUUGAGAGAAUGAAGGGUCCUCCUCAUAAAUGUGCAUUGUUUUUCGUAGAUAAUAGUGGAAUAGACAUUAUUCUCGGGGUUUUCCCUUUCAUUAGAGAGCUCCUCCUCAGAGGCACAGAGGUUGUGCUUGCCAGCAAUUCAGGUCCUGCCCUGAAUGAUGUGACUAAUAGUGAGCUGCAGAUCCUAACGGAGAGAAUUGCUGCCAUGGACCCUGUCAUUCAGAGUGCAUUCAAAGAGGAUCGACUUGCUUUGGUGCAGAAUGGUUCUAGUUCUCCAUGUUUAGACCUGAGUCGGCUUGACAAAGUCCUGGCCACAGUUGUCAGGGAGCGUGGCACAGAUCUAGUGAUCAUUGAAGGUAUGGGUCGAGCAAUCCACACAAAUUACUAUGCCAUGCUCAGCUGUGAGAGCCUUAAACUAGCCGUCAUCAAGAACUCCUGGCUGGCCGAGCGUCUUGGAGGCAAGAUCUUCAGUGUAGUCUUCAAAUACGAGGUCCCUUCAAAAUCCCAAGAGCAACAUUAAAUAAUGUGCUGGGUAUGCCGGGAGUAGAGUCUGCAGUGCCUGCUUCAGAUAUUGCAUCAUUAUAAUGCAACGCAUUUGUCCUCAAGUCUGGUGCAGCCCUCACUUUGUACCAUCUGUGGAAGUCUAUGUAAUCUAAAAUCCAUUUCAGGGUUUUACAGUCCAGCAUUGCCUCACUGUUGCUUCUCUUUUCUGCUUGGAGAGAGACAAACAGUUGUGUAUAUGCACAAGACAAAAUAUAUAUUUUCAUGGUGUUUAAGACAAUGUAUAACAAUCAUCAAUUUGUGGGCACAGUAUUUCAGGCCAAUGGUAAAAGAGUGAGAAGCACAUUGAUUUCUCUUUUCAUUCGGAUUGGUUGGUUUUUCAUUUGUGCCAUGAUUCUGACUAAGGUUUUAAACUGGUGGCGUAGAAUGUGACACAUUUAAGAAGUCAUCAGUCAGAUGGUAAAUAAAUAAAACUGUACUGCUUUAUCAUUUGGCCAAAGGCAGAUUGAAUUUACUAAUGCUUUAAGUUUGUUUUUCUUAAAUAUUGUAAAAUCAAUUGUAAAUAUAACAGAAAUCUGUUCAUUAAAGGUAAAAUUUCUUUGCAAAUAUUGACACUCAAGAUUUUAGAAAAAAAUGGCUUGACAAUCACAUAAUUCUGUCAAAUAUAUUUUACACUGUCCUAAU
Messenger RNA from Danio rerio (zebrafish), 3039 nucleotides. It is a transcript of the gene pank4, whose product is annotated as pantothenate kinase 4 (inactive). NCBI's taxonomy places the organism in Eukaryota, Metazoa, Chordata, Actinopteri, Cypriniformes, Danionidae. The record is from RefSeq and is marked validated. Gene Ontology annotation, molecular function: pantothenate kinase activity; ATP binding. Gene Ontology annotation, cellular component: cytoplasm. Gene Ontology annotation, biological process: coenzyme A biosynthetic process.